AUGGCGGAUAAAUUAGCCAAUCCGAUGAGAACAACCCUCUUGAACGACAAAAUAGAGUGGUAUCCUGUGAGUUCACCGGAGUGGCCAGGUGAUGUACGCUUGUACAAGGUGGAAAAGAUGUUGUUCCACGGGAAAUCCAAAUAUCAGGAGCUUGUUGUUUUUCAGUCAGCGAAGCAUGGGAAGGUGGCAAUUCUCGAUGGUCAGAUUCAACUGACCGAGAAGGAGGAGUUUGCUUACCAGGAGAUGCUCGCACAUCUCCCACUCUGCUCAAUCCCGAACCCUAAAAAGGUGCUGCUUGUUGGUGGGGGAGAUGGAGGCAUUCUGAGGGAAAUAUCACGUCACCUGUCCGUGGAACAGAUCGAUAUAUGUGAAAUUGACCAAAUGGUGAUUGAUGUGUACAAGCAAUUCUUCCCAGAAAUAGCAGUUGGGUAUGAGGAUCCGCGAGUGAAAGUGUACAUUGACGAUGGAGUGGCAUUCAUGAAGGCUGUUCCUGAAGGAACUUAUGAUGUGAUCAUUUUGGAUGCCUUUGAGAGCAUUGGGACUAUUGGACUUGAACUCGCAAAUAAAGAGUUCCUAGAAUCGGUAGCUCGGGCGCUCCGUCCCGGAGGCGUCAUGUCCACUCCAGCAGACAGUUUUUGGCUUGAGGACUUCACGGUGGAAGACACCGUUGCCCAAUGCCGCCCAAUCUUCACGGGCUCAGUAAGAUACGCUUGGGCUGCAAUUCCUUCGUACUCAAGCGGGACCAUUGGAUUUGUGCUCUGCUCCACCGACGGGCCGGCAGUUGACUUCCAGAAACCUGUCAAUCCGCUGGAUACGGAGAGCAAUGGAGUGGCUAAAGGCCCACCAAAGUUGUACAACCCUGAGAUCCAUGCUGCUGCUUUCUGUCUGCCAUCUUUUGUGAAGGAGGUGGUCGGCGCCAGAUCCUGA
Messenger RNA from Rhodamnia argentea, 927 nucleotides. RefSeq names its product spermidine synthase 2-like. Bases 1 to 927 code for a protein of 308 amino acids. The transcript is spliced from 9 exons. Gene Ontology annotation, cellular component: cytosol. Lineage: Eukaryota; Viridiplantae; Streptophyta; Magnoliopsida; Myrtales; Myrtaceae. Gene Ontology annotation, molecular function: spermidine synthase activity. The record is from RefSeq and is a predicted model, not a curated record. Gene Ontology annotation, biological process: spermidine biosynthetic process.